Anarrhichthys ocellatus (wolf-eel) is the source of this 1484-nucleotide messenger RNA. It is a transcript of the gene admb, whose product is annotated as adrenomedullin b. The transcript is spliced from 5 exons. The record is from RefSeq and is a predicted model, not a curated record. Lineage: Eukaryota; Metazoa; Chordata; Actinopteri; Perciformes; Anarhichadidae. Gene Ontology annotation, cellular component: extracellular region. Gene Ontology annotation, molecular function: adrenomedullin receptor binding; hormone activity. Gene Ontology annotation, biological process: adrenomedullin receptor signaling pathway; adenylate cyclase-activating G protein-coupled receptor signaling pathway; regulation of systemic arterial blood pressure. Bases 144 to 686 code for a protein of 180 amino acids.
CUACAACUCAUGGUAAACUCUUUACAACCGUAGAAAACAAAACAACUUUAAAAAAAAAAAAAAGACGUUACAUAGCACACGUGGAUGUGCAUCAUAAAGUCUCUACAUUAAGUUACAAGGCCAAGCCAGAGCUCCCAGCCAAAAUGAGAUUAGCUCUGCAAACGGUCAUCUGCUGCUGUGUGCUCACCACCGUCCUGCCACUGCUGAAAGGCACCGCGGGGGAGCUCAACACCAGCCUGAAGAAAAGGUUUAAAGUAUGGCUGCAGAGCCGCGUGAAAAGAGACCUCUGCAGCAGCUUAGUGACAGCCAACGAGCAGCACUCAGACGUCACCGUUGGACCGCAGCAGGAUGAAGAUGCAAAAGGUGUCUCGCCUCCACCAAGCUUUGGACAACAUGUCAGAUCCAGGAGGUCAACGUCGAACAAAUCAUCCGGCUGCAAGUUUGUCACAUGCGUGUACCACGACCUGCUCCACCGGCUGCACCAGAUCAACGAGCUGAAGUCUUGUGCCCCUGGGAACAAGAUAGGCUCAAAAGGCUACGGACGCCGCCGCCGCUCUCUCCUGGACGCCGCUCAGCUCGCCCUCCGGACAGGAAGACAAAGACGGAGCAAUGAAGCUGCUUCCAAUGUGAGCUUGGCAGCUGAGAUACAAGACAAUUCCUGCAGAUCUUCUCUGAAAUACCCGUGAACUGAAGAGGAACCGCGGCCGCGGCAGGGGAGGAUGUUUUUGUUUUGUUUUCCAUCAAGAAACUGACAUUACUGGACCCCAAACUGCCACAAGCAGGAGGAUCCUUUCACCAGUGAACUGGAUGGCGUGAACUGCUUGUGAAGUGCAAUUCAAACAAUAUGUACUCUGUCAAAAAUAUAUAAUUACCAGCUUGUAUAUAACAAGGAAAUAUAAAGCUACCUUAUAUUUAAGCACACAAUACAACUAUAUUUUUAUACAGCCAAAAUACAUAUUAAACAUGUCUUUUUUAUUUUUAACUUCAAUGAAGUAUGUAUCUCAACUGUGCAAAUAAUUACGUGAAUUUAGUACCUUUUCAUUGAGUUAUCUGUUGUGUUUUUGUAACAUUGUUUAUUAAUCAUACUGGAGAUGUUUUAAAGACUUUUGUUUGGAGGGUGCAAGUCUCACAUAGCAGCUUAAGAACAACUGCAAAGUGGUAUUCUAGUUUUUGGCCGGACUUUGGAUGCCAUGGAGAGUGAUGGAGAGCCUGAAGUAGGGCUGAUAAAUGAUAAAAGUGCUGUGCUGCCAUCUAGCUUUACAGCAGGAUACAUGGAACACACGCGGGCCGACGCAGCUUCAACAAAGCACUUCCUGUGGUUACGCUAAAUAUUCUGCUUUUAAAAGCCGUAGCUUUGCAUUGUAUCUUCAUAAAUUCUAGUUUACUCCGCUGAAAUGACUUGACAUGCUGUUAGGUAACAUGAUUUAUGGUCUUGAUGUGGUGGAAUGUGGCAGGAACUGUAAUGGUUUUCAGCUGGAUGCAAC